This is a messenger RNA of Hemibagrus wyckioides, 1628 nucleotides long. RefSeq names its product aminopeptidase N-like. NCBI's taxonomy places the organism in Eukaryota, Metazoa, Chordata, Actinopteri, Siluriformes, Bagridae. The transcript is spliced from 3 exons. Gene Ontology annotation, molecular function: metalloaminopeptidase activity; zinc ion binding; peptide binding. Bases 198 to 1037 code for a protein of 279 amino acids. Gene Ontology annotation, cellular component: cytoplasm. Gene Ontology annotation, biological process: proteolysis; peptide catabolic process. The record is from RefSeq and is a predicted model, not a curated record.
CAGGACCCGGCAAUGAGAGCGCGAGGUGUGUUUGUGUUCGAGUUACACACACACACACACACACACACACACACGCAUAAAUCAUGUUUAUUAUGUGCUUCUGAUGCUGCAGUGAGUUAUUCCCACAGACGCUGAUGUGCUGAGCGACAGAGACAGAAGUUAAACCUCCAGACUCCAGUGUCGCGUCUGAGUCGAAAAUGGACAGAUGUCACGUCAGUACCAUGUGCAUCAUCUGCACCGUCGUGUCCGUCAUGUCCCUGUCCAUCAUCGUCGGUCUGUGGACGUUCCAGUUUCUUUCUUUUUCCGAACAGACGAGAUCUCGCACCGCUCGGUCGGACGGCUGCCCUACUCCUGAAUGUCCACUUCUUCCCGUUUCUUACGAGGUCAAGUCAUGGCCGGACGCUGAAGGUCUCCACAUCUUCACAGGAAACUCCAGCGUGGUGUUCGAGUGUGUGAAGGAGACGGAUCUCAUCCUGAUUCACGCCAACAAGCUGAACCUGACCUCUGAGGCCACGCUGAGCACGCUCCAUGGCUCUCCUGCGCCGUCCAUCAAGUCCACCAACAAAACCGCCGGCGAGUCCCGGUGUCUCGCUUUCUACCUGAGCGGGAAAUUAAAAGCAGGAGAGCGGUACCGACUCCACGCCGGGUUCAGAGCAGAACUGACUGAACAUCUGGGAGGAUUUUACAGGAAGGAGUACCAACAUGGAGUUAAGAAGACUGUGGUCUCCAGGUCGAGGCGUCACACACAACCAACACACACUAACACACACACACCUGGGAUGUUCCUGUGCUGCGACGAGACGAAGACGAAACCCGAGUCCCAUAUCAGCCUCCUGCAGGAGCGAGGAACUGUCACUAAUGCAGAGCAGAUCGGCUCUGCUGAUGAUGAAACUCCCCCCUACAACGAUGGGGCUGCCCGGUCUCCGCUCCUGGUUGGCCUUCUGUAUGGACUGACCGUUAGCCGGAGCCAGCAGGUUCUCCCUGGACGGAGCCGUGAUGAUGAUAGUGGGCGGGGCCCGGGGACAGGAAGGAGAUAAAAAUGAUGGUGAUGAUGUGACUUUGUCCUGGGGCUGCUGUGAUGAAACAGCUUCAUGUACUGUAAAAAAAACAAAAACAAAAAACAAAACAAAGUGUACUCUUAAUACAGAGAUUAUACACCUUCUUAGAAUAAAUGUCUGUCUGUGUUCGUCUUGAGGGAAGAGGCACUGAACACUCUAAUAAACACUGAACACUUCACUGAACACCCCACACACUUUCUGGAAGAGUGACAAAAACAAAUUACGAAAGAAAAAGCUUGUUCGCCUUUGGCACAAUGUUUUGUGGAAACCAAAACCCUGAAAACACCGUCCUCACUGUGACACAUGAUGGUGGUAUCACUGUGAUGUGGAGAUUCUGAAACUGGUCAGGAGUGAGGUUGAGAUCAAUUCAAUUCAAUUCAGAAACCUUUUAUUUUAUCCCCAGGAGUCAAUUUAAGGCACGCAGAGUAGUUAAAAAAAGAUCAGUGCAAAUACAAAAUGAAAUAAAAUAACAUGAAUAAAAUACAAUUGUUGUAAUGAUGAUAAAUGGAAUAAGUUUGUUAGUGGAAAACGCUUUGAGUAAACAUCUGUAUAAAAUAUCCGUAAAGGUAA